This is a messenger RNA of Miscanthus lutarioriparius, 636 nucleotides long. The record is from the annotation of a GenBank genome assembly. NCBI's taxonomy places the organism in Eukaryota, Viridiplantae, Streptophyta, Magnoliopsida, Poales, Poaceae.
AUGCCAGACUCCCCCCAGCUCCACCACUCACCUCCCCCUCCCGCGCCGCCGCCGCCGCCGCCGCCGGCCAGCUCAACACCAGCCGCGUCAGCGGCAGCAAAUGCGCAACCCAACCUGGUGAAGCUGAGGAUGAUCAUCAAGGGCGUGCUCGGGCGGUACCAGCGCUGGAACCCCGUGCACCCGACGGCCGGCGCCUUCUGGGGUGUGGGGCUCGGCCUCGGCUGCGGCGUCGGCUGGGGCCCCGGGUUCGGGCCUGAGGUGAUUGGGUACGUCGGCGCCGGGUGUGGCGUGGGUUUCAGCGUUGGGUUCACGCUCGCCGGCAUCGGGAUCGGCCUGCCGCAGCACGGCCUCAUCAGGAACCACGACCACGGUGGUUUUGCAAGUAACGUCCCUGUUGAUUCAGCAAGAUUUUACGCAGUAACCAUCAUCAGAGGUUUGGUAUGGGAUGCCAUCAGCUAUGCGGGUAAUAUAGCGGCUAUGAGGAAAGAAUCUCGACAGAAGCUUCUGAGGUUCCAGGACAACCCUCCGGUAUCAGGAGGAGUUGAUCUGCCCAAGCUGGGGAAGGGCGUGUCAAGUUGCAUCCGCUCCACAGUGGAAUGCAUCAGGGCCUUCAAAGAUCAGCAUUGGCCUCCUUAA